AUGUUAUAUUAUAUCUUCCUUUCUUACUCUUUUUUUUAUUUCUUCCUCUAUCCGUUUUUUUUUUACUUUGAAAAAUAUCUAGAAACUUGAUGAUAACGUUCACAUCAUCUCACAUGUAUUCUCCUUCAAUGUCUACACCUCUUCAAACCAAGUACACUCUAUCUGCCAUCACAAACAACAUCCCAAGAAGCCACCGUCCAUGGCUUCUACGUGUACGUGUCACCUGCUUGGUUACUCCCACCACCAACUCUCAGCCUACCCAUAAGACGAAGCUUGUUGUUAAACAACGUCUUGUGAAUCCUCCUCUCUCAACCGAUCCAAAUCUACAAUCUACUUGGACUCACCGGUUAUGGGUUGCAGCUGGCUGCACCACCGUGUUUGCCUCUUUUGCCAAAUCCAUCAUUGGAGCGUUUGGUUCUCAUCUCUGGUUCGAACCAGCUUUAGCCGGUUUUGCUGGGUACAUCAUAGCAGAUCUAGGCUCUGGUGUGUACCACUGGGCCACCGAUAACUACUGUGACUCCUCAACGCCUCUAGUAGGAACCCAUAUCGAAGAUUCUCAAGAUCACCACAAGUGGCCUUGGACAAUCACCAAACGGCAAUUUGCAAACAACCUAUAUAUCCUGGCUCGAGGCACAACCUUGACAGUUCUCCCAAUAGAUCUUGCAUUUGAUGACCCUGUGGUUCAUGGCUUCGUAAGCACGUUUGCGUUUUGCGUAUUGUUUUGUCAGCUGUUCCAUGCUUGGGCUCAUGGAACCAAGAGCAAGCUCCCACCUCUUGUGGUGUGGUUGCAAGACAUUGGGCUGCUCGUUUCACGGACACGUCACGUGAAUCAUCACCGAGCGCCGUAUAACAACAAUUACUGCGUAGUGAGUGGGGUGUGGAACAAGGUUUUGGAUGAAAGCAAAAUCUUUGAGGCAAUGGAGAUGGUGUUGUAUCUCCAACUUGGGGUAAGACCGAGGUCAUGGACCGAGCCAAACUCUAUAUGGACGGAAGAAACAGAGUAACAGACUUAUCCAAAUGUUGAUCUAUCUCUGGUUUAAGACUUAGAAAUAUGAUUACAAAAUUUUUUUGAAAGAUUUGAAAAGUGUAUACUUAUCAUUCAAUAUUUAUGUUUAAAUUGUUUAUAAGAUGCAUUUUAUAAUUUUUACAUAAUUUAGCCAGCAAACAUUGAAAACUGUAAAGUGGUAUGCAAGUUUUAUAGAUAAGAUAUUGAGUCUCAUCACUU
This is a messenger RNA of Camelina sativa (false flax), 1225 nucleotides long. Lineage: Eukaryota; Viridiplantae; Streptophyta; Magnoliopsida; Brassicales; Brassicaceae. The record is from RefSeq and is a predicted model, not a curated record.